AUGUCCGAACCCAUGCAGAUCGACCAACCUGUCACGACGGCAGCAGCAGCAGCAGCGACCAAACCGGCAAAUGCAAUGGCAGCGUUGAUGGCAAAUGCAAAAGGGAAAUCAAAAGAAGCAGACGGAGACGAUACGAAGGUAUUAAGUGAUGCUGAGAUCAAAGCUUUCAAUGAUAGAGAAGGAUUACCAUGGGUAGAGAAAUAUAGACCUCAUUCAUUGGAUGAAGUCGUUUCUCAUAAAGAUAUAACAAGUACUAUCGAAAAAUUCAUUGAAGCUGGUAGAUUACCUCAUUUACUGUUAUACGGACCACCAGGAACCGGUAAAACAUCAACAGUAUUGGCUUUAGCUAGACGUCUAUAUGGUCCACCAUACAAGAAACACAUAUUAGAAUUAAACGCUUCGGAUGAUAGAGGUAUCGAUGUUGUUAGAGAACAAAUCAAAAACUUCGCCAUGACAAAAGUUCUGUUCUCAAAAGGUUUCAAACUAGUCAUUCUUGAUGAAGCCGAUAUGAUGACUCAAGCUGCUCAAUCUGCAUUGAGAAGAGUUAUUGAGACACAUACUAAGAAUGUCCGAUUUUGUAUUCUGUGUAAUUACGUCAACAAAAUCACACCUGCUAUCCAAUCGCGUUGUACGAGAUUCAGGUUCUCACCAUUACCGGAGAAGGAAGUUCAGAGGAAAGUUGAUGAAGUCGUGGAGAAAGAAGGAGUGAAUAUCACGGACGAUGGAAAAGACGCUCUUUUGAAACUAUCAAGAGGUGACAUGCGCAGGGCAUUGAAUGUGUUACAGGCAUGCCACGCAGCGUACGAUGUAGUGGACGAAACUGCAGUUUACAAUUGUACGGGUAAUCCACACCCCAAAGACAUUGAAAGAGUAGUCCAAAGUAUGAUGUCUGAUGAAUUCGGAACGAGUUAUUCGCUCAUAACAUCACUUAAAAUAGAAAAAGGUCUGGCAUUACAAGAUCUCAUAAGUGGAGCAUAUGAGUUUCUCGACACUGUAGAAUUACCAAAACAAAGUAGAAUAUACCUUUUAGAUCAUUUAGGAAGUACAGAACAUCGAUUAUCAGUGGGUGGAUCCGAAAAAAUGCAGUUGACAGCUCUGUUGGGAGCGUUCAAAAUCGCCGUUGAACUGUCACAAAAGAAAAUAUAA
Messenger RNA from Kwoniella shivajii, 1146 nucleotides. RefSeq lists its product as uncharacterized. The coding region runs from base 1 to 1146 and encodes 381 amino acids. The record is from RefSeq and is a predicted model, not a curated record. Gene Ontology annotation, cellular component: Elg1 RFC-like complex; DNA replication factor C complex; Ctf18 RFC-like complex. Gene Ontology annotation, biological process: DNA-templated DNA replication; DNA repair. Gene Ontology annotation, molecular function: DNA binding; DNA clamp loader activity; ATP hydrolysis activity. The transcript has 10 exons. NCBI's taxonomy places the organism in Eukaryota, Fungi, Basidiomycota, Tremellomycetes, Tremellales, Cryptococcaceae.